AUGGUGAUCCUAUCUUGGGAAAACCAAACCACCACAGUGGAAUUUGUGCUUCGAGGAUUCUUUUCCAUCCAACAGCUAAAUAUUUCCCUCUUUAUGAUGUUUUUAGUUUUUUACAUCUUAACUGUCUCUGGAAAUAUACUCAUUGUCUUGUUGGUUUUGCUCAACCAUCACCUCCACACCCCCAUGUACUUCUUCUUGGUGAACUUGUCCUUUCUGGAGAUCUGGUAUACCUCCAACAUUGUGCCCAAGAUGUUGCUGAUUAUUAUAGCUGAACAGAAGACUAUCUCUGUGGCUUGCUACCUGGCACAGUUUUAUUUCUUUGGAUCCCUGGCUGCAACAGAGUGCCUCUUGCUGGCUGUGAUGUCCUAUGAUCGCUACCUGGCCAUCUGCCGACUUCUACACUACCCUAUCCUCAUGACUGGUCCCCUCUGCAUCAAGCUGGCUGCCAGUUCUUGGCUCUGCUGUUUCUUCCUCACAGCAAUAACCAUAGUCCUACUGUCUAGACUAACCUUCUGUGGACCCAAUGAAAUCGAUCACUUCUUUUGUGACUUCACCGCUCUGGUCCAUCUUUCUUGCAAAGACACCUCACUGACUGAAACAAUUGCCUUUGCCACUUCUUCUGCAGUGACUCUGGUCCCAUUUCUCCUUAUCACAGCCUCUUACACUUGCAUCCUGUCUGCUAUCCUAAAAAUCCCAUCUGGCACAGGCCAGCAAAAGGCCUUCUCCACUUGUUCCUCCCACCUCACUGUGGUCACAGUAUUCUAUGGGACACUGAUUGCCAUGUACUUGGUGCCCUCAGCCAACUCUUCACAACUCUUGCGCAAAGGGUUUUCUCUACUAUACACCAUCUUGACACCCAUGUUCAACCCAAUCAUUUACAGCCUGAGAAAUAGAGAUAUCUAUGAUGCUCUGAAGAGGUGCUUGAGUAAGAAAUCAGGUCUUCUCAAAUGA
This is a messenger RNA of Orycteropus afer afer, 951 nucleotides long. Its product is annotated as olfactory receptor 11A1-like. Gene Ontology annotation, cellular component: membrane. NCBI's taxonomy places the organism in Eukaryota, Metazoa, Chordata, Mammalia, Tubulidentata, Orycteropodidae. Gene Ontology annotation, molecular function: G protein-coupled receptor activity; olfactory receptor activity. Gene Ontology annotation, biological process: G protein-coupled receptor signaling pathway. The record is from RefSeq and is a predicted model, not a curated record.